Messenger RNA from Hippocampus zosterae (dwarf seahorse), 2178 nucleotides. RefSeq lists its product as uncharacterized. The transcript is spliced from 4 exons. Lineage: Eukaryota; Metazoa; Chordata; Actinopteri; Syngnathiformes; Syngnathidae. The record is from RefSeq and is a predicted model, not a curated record. The coding region runs from base 137 to 733 and encodes 198 amino acids.
CGGCCCCCAUUACCCGAGCCGCUUAUUCUCACGCGGGUCGCCUACAACUUGAAACUUCAAACACCGCCACAGACACAAACGCGCACACGCCUUGGAAGGAGUGCAAAGCCAGCGUGCGGAGGCUGAAGUGGCCAGGAUGGACACUCGAAGCGGAGCUACCGAGUGCUCCGACCAAGAAGAGUGCAUCUCCAGCCAGCCGGCAACCGGCAGCCCGAGCGUCCUCCUCCAAAGUGCAGGCCAGCACGCCUCGCCGGAAACUGAUCGAGAAGUAGACGUCCAAAUAAACACGCCUCAAAGUAAUAUCGUCCGUGACGUCAUCGUGGACGCCACCUCGGGCGGAGACAAUUUGCCGCGGGUUCCUCUCCCGCCCUCGGUGCCCACCAAUCAGAAACGGCUGCCCUCCGGUGAGAGCCACGCCCACUUCAAGACAAACGCUGCCCUCAUUGAAGAAGUGGCGGGAGAAGACUGCUGCGUUGGCUGCCUGCUGGCUUGUCUAUUCUGCGAGCUUCCGUCCAUGUGUUGGGCGGCGGAGAGGUGCGUGACAUGCGGAGGGGGCUGGUCCGGUUGCUGCUGGUUUUUGGACACCUGCUGCUGGUGCUGCUGCUGCUGCUGCUGUUGUUGGGACGAUGGGUGCGCAGCCCCGCUGGACUGCGGGAUAGUGGAGGAGUGCUGCAGCUCCACAGACUGUUUGGAGAUUUGCUUGGAGUGUUGCGCCAUAUGUUUCCCCUCUUAGGGUGGCCAAUCCCGGAAGGACGACAAGAUGAUGUCACUCCAAAAUUCACACCGAGUCUUGGUUCCUCAUCGGACUGAGAAUGGGAACUUUGCUAGGACUCGUGGAGCGUGUCGUGACACAGGCCGCAUUGCAAUUCAUUAAUUACAUGCAAUUAUAUGCACUCAUUUAUUUAAGGGUGGGUAAUAUGUCUGCUUCAAAGUCCAGAGGCUCCGGGUUUAAAAAAAAAAAAAAGAAUGUGUGCCCUUGUGUCCAAGUUUUGUGGAAUCGCACGUCAACUCGUGUGUUGCGGGCCGCCCUGAACAGGAAAUUUGGGAAUGGUUGUCCGUUUUCGGAACAUCCAAACAGGAAACGGGAAGUUACUGAAAAGACAACGUGAGCUGAACUUUGAGCCCUGACAGCCAACAUCAAAGACAUUGGCACAUAUUCAGGCGCAAGUUCUGACAACGACACGCGUGGGAUUCUUAACGCCCUCUGGUGGUGGUGAGUGGAACAUUUACAACAUUUACCUCCUGUUAUUUUAAACUUGAGAAAAAAAAAUGAUGUAACCUCUGUGGUUGUUAUUUUCUUUCCCCCCCUUCCCACCUAUUUUUUUCAAAACAUGGCAUGCAACAAUGAGUAACAAACCGGGGGGGGGGGGCGCAUUUUAAGGGCCUCACGACUCAAUAGUACUUGAGAGAAAAAUACUUUCUUCUCACUUUAUUUCUAUAUAGUUUCUAUAUAGAGAUAUGAUACAAUGUUACAUGAUUGUAAACAACAACAAAGACGACUCCCUUUAUGAUCCAGACAGCUAAACGUCCGUUGCUAUGAUAAACAGAUAACGUUCACUGUUAAGAAAAAAAAAAAGAGAAAAAAAAUCAUGAAAAUUUUAAACUGCUCAACAGGGACAAUGCUUACGGACGUGUUUGUCAGCAGCAGCUAGCUAGCUAGCAUCGGCACACGCGAACGCGCGUUCCUUUCUGGCAGCUAAAUGCUAGCGCUUGCUAUCACACAGGAUGGCAUUUGGUCCCCAAAGCGUUUGUACCAGCAAAAGAUUGGUAAAGGGAAACAAACAAAACAAAAAUCAAGAGGAAUGACAGAAAAACUAUUUGGAGUUGCAUUCUCAGGACCAAUCAGAAAACGGGACACGUACGUACGACAUUCAUAUCCACAUGCUCGCCACAGAAGUCCACCAUUUAGAAAAUUGUUAUAAAAAAAUGAUAUAUCCAAUUCUAUAUCUCAUAAAAACAUUUUUUUGCACAAUUCAUUUUGGCACUGACCUCCAUGUGGUAGCUGAUAACGUUUACGGGUAAAAUCCACGCCAGCAGAAACAACCAUGCUCGCGUGGCUGGUUAGCAUCUGCAUGCUAACGGAGCUAGCUGUAGCUAUGACAAUGUUUGAUAUAUAUACAGAGAGAGAGAGCGAGAGAGGGCGGAUGGUUGACGGCGUGGUUACCGUGGUGACGGAGA